Molecule: messenger RNA, 1718 nt
Organism: Corticium candelabrum
Lineage: Eukaryota; Metazoa; Porifera; Homoscleromorpha; Homosclerophorida; Plakinidae
Product: methylcrotonoyl-CoA carboxylase beta chain, mitochondrial-like
Exons: 11
Coding region: 25-1671 (548 amino acids)
Biological process (GO): L-leucine catabolic process
Cellular component (GO): mitochondrion; methylcrotonoyl-CoA carboxylase complex
Molecular function (GO): methylcrotonoyl-CoA carboxylase activity
Source: RefSeq, a predicted model, not a curated record
UGUAUUCGUCGUUAGCGUAGACUUAUGUUUCUAUCAAUUCGUGCUGCUUGGGCAUGUACAUGUAUCGUGAAGCGAACUUUGAGUUCUUUUCCUGUUAUAAAAAGCCAGCUAGACAUCAAUUCGUCUCGUUUUCAUGACAAUGUUGCCAGAACUAGAGGUGUUGCCCUGGAAAUUCAGACUGCAAUCGAGUCAGCACGUGCAGGAGGUGGAACGAGGGCGCUAGAGAGACAUGUCAAGGCGAACAAAAAGCUGUUUGUAAGAGACAGACUGAAACUGCUGUUGGAUCCUAACGCGCCUUUUCUCGAGCUCUCUCAGUUGGCUGGACACGAGAUGCCAUACGGGGAUGUUAAGGGUGCUGGUCUCAUUACGGGAAUAGGACAAAUUGAGGGAAGAAUGUGUUUCAUUAAUGCUAACGAUGCAACAGUGAAGGCUGGUUCCAUGUUCCCUGUGUCUGUCAAGAAGCAGUUGAGGGGUCAGGAGAUAGCAUUGCAGAAUCAGUUACCUGUUGUGAAUUUGGUUGAUUCAGGAGGAGCCUUCUUGCCUUUGCAAGCUGAAAUAUUUCCAGACAGUGAGCAUGGUGGGAAGACAUUUGCCAAUCUAGCUACGCUAUCAUCAAAAGGAAUUCCUGUUGUAACAAUUGUGUGUGGAUCUUGCACUGCUGGAGCAGCAUACAUACCAACAAUGUCACAAGAAGCUAUCAUAGUGAAAAGUAUUGGAUCACUUUAUCUUGGUGGACCUCCUCUUGUAAAGGCUUCUACAGGAGAGGAAGUUUCAUCAGAAGACUUAGGGGGAGCCGACGUUCACUGCAGCAUUAGUGGUUGCACUGAUCAUUAUGCAACCAAUGAAGAAGAGGCCUUGGCCAUAACUCGAAACAUUGUGGCUACGUUCGGUGAAGACAAGUCACCUUUCUCUCAUGCUGAUUCAGACCCACCAUGCUAUAGUGCUGAUGAAUUAUUGGGAUUAGCACAUUAUCCUGGAAGUUCAUCGAAGUAUCCAGCACUUGAGGUGAUAGCUAGGAUUGUGGACGGCAGUAAAUUCCAGGAGUUCAAGCCUAAGUAUGGACCAGAGCUCAUCACGGGGUAUGCCAAGCUUUAUGGACAAGUAGUAGGUGUUAUUGCGAACAAUGGCGAAAUGGCACCUGAUGCUGCAUCUAAAGGCUCGCAGUUUGUACAGAUAUGCAACAGUCGAGGGAUUCCUUUGAUAUUCCUAUGUGAUGUGGUGGACAGGUGUUAUUCCUGUAAUGAAGAUACAAUUUCAUCUGAUGUCCACAAGAGUGGACUAGCAAUAAAGGCUCAAGCACAGAUGAUCCACACUGUUUCUCUUGCUCAAGUUCCACGCAUCACUAUUGUUGUAGGAGACAGUUUUGGUCCAACAAGCUUUGCCAUGUGUAGUCGAUCUUUGAGCCCUAAUUUCCUGUUCCUGUGGCCGAAUGCAAGAAUUGGGGCAGUACGCCCAGAAGAGGUCCAAAGCAGUAGUGAAGAUGAUGGUCUUUGUAAGCUGAACCAACAGUGCAGCUCUCUACAUGCAACCUCAAGAGUGUGGGACGAUGGCAUUAUUCUCCCUCAGCAAACACGACAGGUCUUGCAUUUGAGUCUGACUGCAGCACAGUAUCCUUACAGACCCAUGGGCAACACUGGAAUGACAAGGACACGAGCUGUGAUGAGGAUGUAGAGUUUUUAUACAUUCUAUAUUUUUUAAUGUCAGUACACUGUAACACC